ACGGAUUUAUAACACCCCCUUUAUGUUUAUGUACACAUUCCAAUCCCCAUUCCUAACUAAUGAACUUUUCCAAAACUUUAAUAAUUCCCAACAACAUUUCCACCAUUGGAGCCGCCAUGGCUGAUGAAGAGACCUCCAUGUUGAACUCUGCUGCAACAUCUUCCUCUGGUCCCAACUGGUGGCCUGGAAAUCAUCAGCAUGUAGUCCAUGCAGCUCCACUCUCUGCAUGGGAUAUUACAAACCCUAGCUGGAAUCCGCAAAACCCUAAUUCUAGUUACUCGUCGUGUGAGGAAGAUAUCUCCAUGUCUGCAUCGGCUUCGCUCUCUCGGCUCACGGUGCAGCCUACUGGUAGACUUGAUGGUCAAGGCUGUGUACCGGAUUCUGCUGAUAAUCACUUGUGGAACCAGGUCCUUUUAAGUGCUGUUGGGAACAACGGAGACUUGCACAACACUCAAGAUGUUGGUGAUAAUUCAAUCGAUGCAUUUUCCUUGAAAAAUUUCCCUUGUGACUACUUGAAGAAAAUGGACGACAAUGGUUGGGACAUACCUAGCUUGGAAAAGAAUUUCAAUGGAUUCGGCAAUUCCAUGUUUGAAACUGAAAGGCUAGGCAAGGCAUCGAAUUUAAUUAAUAACUGGUCUAUUGCUCCCCCCGAAACAGAAAUUAGUAGCCAGUUCAAUCCUUCAUCUUGCUUUAUCUCCUUGAGCCCGGCUGCAGAUCAGUACAGUACAGCAACGAAUCAAAAGAUGGUUAGCUCGUAUUUGCCUCAUAACCCGAAAUUGGAAGAUGAAACUUGUGCAAGUGGAAAUUUAUUUGGAAGGUCGAUGAGUACUAAUGGUACCGGAUAUCCCAUGGGAAUCGACAGUACAUCAGUAGGAGAUAACACCAAGUUUUACAGUGCUGUGCCGGAUGUUUCAUGCAAUAAGGGGAUAAAUUUUGCAGAUUUACCGCGUUUUAGUAGUCAUUUAAGCAAACCAUGGAUAAGUAUCAAGGAAGCUAAACCUAUCUUGAAAAGCUUGAAUUUAUCCGACUGCAAGAAGGAAUCACUCAAAGCCUCUCAUACACCGACUGCAUCAAGAUGCAAUACACCGACAAGUAACAGAAAGGCACAUAUGCUCGCAAAUGAAGGGAAGAAGAAACGAUAUGAAGAGAACUCAGACACGGCAUCAAAGAAGCCUAAGCAUGAGAGCUCCACAGUCUCAUCUGCUAAGGUACAGGUACCAAAGGCGGAGUGGAGGGAGAAGAUAACAUCCCUUCAGCAAAUUGUAUCUCCUUUUGGAAAGACCGACGCUGCUUCUGUGCUGUGGGAAGCAAUCAAUCAUAUAAAGUUUCUUCGGGAUCAAGUACACCUACUCAGCAAUCCUUAUAUCAAGACAAACCCCAUAAAGGACCCAUGGGGAGGAAUGGAUAGAAAAGUGAGGGGACAAACAGAAGUGGAUCUCAAGAGCCGAGGUCUUUGUUUGGUUCCAGUUUUAUGUAUUCCUCAGGCUUAUCGCGAGAACGUCGGACCUGAUUACCUCACUCCGGCCUACAGAGGAUGCUUAUACAGAUAAAUAAGCUAUCAACUUAUGUAUUUGUCAGUUGAUAAUUCGAUCUUGCAGGAGACAAUUACUAUAUUGAGGGUUGAAAGACUAUCAUUACUGUAAUUCUAGUGACCACAUAUGCUAUUACUCUAAUUCUGUAAUAAGCAAGAGUAGGGGGUGUUUGGCCCGGCUUCUAGAUUUA
Daucus carota subsp. sativus is the source of this 1722-nucleotide messenger RNA. RefSeq names its product transcription factor bHLH112. The record is from RefSeq and is a predicted model, not a curated record. Gene Ontology annotation, molecular function: protein dimerization activity; RNA polymerase II cis-regulatory region sequence-specific DNA binding; DNA-binding transcription factor activity, RNA polymerase II-specific. Gene Ontology annotation, biological process: regulation of transcription by RNA polymerase II. Gene Ontology annotation, cellular component: nucleus. Lineage: Eukaryota; Viridiplantae; Streptophyta; Magnoliopsida; Apiales; Apiaceae. The coding region runs from base 60 to 1550 and encodes 496 amino acids. The transcript has 7 exons.